Kickxella alabastrina is the source of this 2944-nucleotide messenger RNA. RefSeq lists its product as uncharacterized. Lineage: Eukaryota; Fungi; Kickxellomycota; Kickxellomycetes; Kickxellales; Kickxellaceae. Gene Ontology annotation, cellular component: nucleus. The coding region runs from base 267 to 2831 and encodes 854 amino acids. The transcript has a single exon. Gene Ontology annotation, biological process: regulation of transcription by RNA polymerase II. The record is from RefSeq and is a predicted model, not a curated record. Gene Ontology annotation, molecular function: DNA-binding transcription activator activity, RNA polymerase II-specific; RNA polymerase II cis-regulatory region sequence-specific DNA binding.
UCCGUUUUUUUUUCCUUUCCAAUUUGCUUUUUAGAGUUUGUUUCUAAAUUUUAGACCUUUUUGUGCAUAUUCUUAUAUUCUUAUACUCUUGUAUUCUAACGUUAGACACAGGCGCAGCUUUUUUGUGACAACCAACUCGGCAUUAAUAUUCGUUGGGCCACACAGGUCAAUACAGCUCGAUACAGUUCAAUACAGUCCAAUACAGUCCAAUACAAUUCAGUUCACGCCACACCACACAGUGCAAUACAUACAUCAUCGGGGGCACAAUGGAGCGACACCCAUCCUCUCGCAAGCCUGUGCGGCGCACGGCAGGGCACGUUGCGGACAGCACAGCAGACAUUAAAGAGUCCGGCUGCAUAGCCGACAGUGGUGUGCAUAGCAGAGUCCCUACGACAGUAGGCAUACAUUAUAGCCACGGGAUUGGUCACGAGCAAGUGUACCGACAAGGGUAUGCGCCCGGAUGCAGCGCAGUAGGAUUCAGAGCAGAAGACGGCAGGGGCGAGUACCGGCAGCAAUGGCAAGGAGCUGCGAGCAGACACACCCCACUGAAUCCCAUGCACUACACUUUGCCAGUAGCACACAACAGCAGUAUGGGCGGUUUCAGCAAUGAGCGCGGUAGCAGCACACACGGGAGUUAUUCGCAUAGCGGCAGCACCAGGGGGACAAUGGCCAGCGAGGGUGGCAACAAACAUAGUGUUAUGGCAGUGCAUACGGGGUACCCACAGAUCGAGGAUCGCCCAGGGCGGGUGCACCGCUACAUAUCCGGCGGGCAGCAGGGCGACGGGGCAGCGUCAACAACAGAUGUGAUGGCGCCGCCAGUGCUGCCGCCGCUGGAGAGCCUGCAGUCAGGAGAUGAAAUACCAUUCUGGCGGCCUCCGGCCGUGCUGCAGCGCGAGCCACACUACCACCGCCCAGGUUCCGGUGGUGGGCUGUCCGGGUCUCUGGGCAGCUACCAGCUGCAGAGCCAGCCGGUUUCUGGGCAUGCGGCCAAGGUGUAUCAGCAGCAGCGCAACUAUAGCUCGAGCCAGAGCACUGCCAGUGCCAGUGCCAGUGCCAGCGCCAGUGCCAGUGCCAGUGCGACAUGCGGCAGGCCGAUGCUGUCAUCGGCGCUACUGGCGAUCAGCAACACGCACUACCAGCAUAGCAACCAGUCGAGCCAGCGGCGCGGCAGGCAUACGCUGGCGUCGAUAUGCUCUCCGGUGAGCGGGGAGGAGGAUGGCGGCAUCAGCAUUGGCAGCGCCAGCACCAGCACCAGCACCAGCGCCAGCACCAGAAGCAUGGGCAGCAGCCCGGUGGCGGCUGCGGCGCUGGGAACCGACGACGAGAGCAGGGGCACGCUGCGGCUACCGCCCAUUGAGCCAAUGUCGAUCGCAUGCCUGGUGUCGGCGCGGGCCGGCGGCGUGCAGCUGCCAAGCUUCGCGAGCCUGGCGUGCAAGCGCGCGGCCGAGUGCGACGCAGAGGAGGACGCGGCGCGGUCGCUGCACAAGAUGGCGCGCACCGACAGCCAGGCCGACCAGGCCGACCAGGCCGACACGAUCAUCACGUACAGCAGCGUGCGCGAGGAGCCGGGGCUGUGCGGCGGCAACCAGGUGGUCAUCACGUGCUACCACGCGGCCGUGGCGCAAAAGUCGUACGGCGGCGAGAAGCGGUUCCUGUGCCCGCCGCCCGCCGUGCUGAUGUGCGGCGAGGGCAGCAGUGCGCGGGCUGCGCACGGCGCGGCCAUGCUCCUGUCGGUGGUGCGCGAGGGCGGCUGCGACGGGCUGCCGUCGUCCAGCGCGCACGGGCCGCUGGAGUGCCAGACGUCGUUCAACGAGCGCAACGUGGCGCUGUUCAAGAGCCUGCACGUGACGGGCAUGCAGAAGGCCAAGAGCUUCCGGCUGCGGCUGGACCUUGUGGCCGGCGGCGCGGCGCACGCGUCGCUGGAGUCAGGCGCCGUGGCCAUCAUCUCCAAGCCGAGCAAGAAGACGGCCAAGGCGCGCAACCAGUCGACGUGCAUCCGCAGCGGCGCGCUGGUUGCGCUGUUCAACCGCAUCAACUCACAGACGUUCCGCACAAAGUACCUGAACGUCGACCACACGACGGAUCGGUGGGUGGCGCAAAGCCAGAACUGGUCGCCGUUCCACGUCGAGGUUGUGGGCGCAGCGCCCGGCACGCCGCUGUACUACGGUGCCGAGAUCGUGCUGGUCGAGUCGCACCGCAGCUUCCGGUCGCCGCCGAUGAUCAUCCGCAAGGUCGAGCGCGGGCGGCUGGUGGCUGGCGCCAGCUCGCCGGUCAGCCAGAUGCAGAAGGUGGCGCUGCAGCUCAAGGGCAGCCGCCCGCCGCACUUCCUGAUGGCCGACGCGGGCCACUACGUGGCGGCGGGCGGCGGCGACCCAUCGGCGCCCGCGGCUGCGCGCUUCGACGACGCCGACGGCUCGCCCGAGCUGACCUUCGAGCCCGCCGAGCCCAGCCGGCUCGCGCGCACGCGGCUGCGCGAUGCGCCGUCGGCGGCGCAGGAAGGCAGCAGCGCCGAGCUGGACGACGCGUUCUGCUGGACGAUCGUCGGCAUCGCAGCCUUCACGCAUGCGUUCUCGGCGCCGCGCGGCCAGGCAGUGGGCGCGCUGGUGCGCGUGUCGGCCGUGGCCCACGACGCCGCCAGGCGCACCCUGCGCAUUGUGGCGCCGGGCGCAGAGCCGGGCGCGGGCGUCUUCAUUGCGCAGCUGCCGGACGACGCGGCGCCGGGGGCACUGGCCAUCCGGCGCAGCGACGGUGCGCUCGUGCACACAGGCUGGGCAAUGCGGCACGGGGCGGCUGGCCAGCUGGAGCUCGCGGCGUGCAGCCUGGACAUCUGACGGGCGGCCCGGCCUGGACAUCUGAUCGCGCGUAAUCCUGCGAUCACACGCCUAAUCAGCACAGCUUUUUUCUUUAUUUUUUCCCUUGCCCGCGAGCGAUCGUGGGCAGGCCG